Nicotiana attenuata is the source of this 3354-nucleotide messenger RNA. Its product is annotated as probable LRR receptor-like serine/threonine-protein kinase At2g16250. The transcript is spliced from 4 exons. Gene Ontology annotation, biological process: protein phosphorylation. The record is from RefSeq and is a predicted model, not a curated record. The coding region runs from base 400 to 2898 and encodes 832 amino acids. NCBI's taxonomy places the organism in Eukaryota, Viridiplantae, Streptophyta, Magnoliopsida, Solanales, Solanaceae. Gene Ontology annotation, molecular function: receptor serine/threonine kinase binding; ATP binding; protein kinase activity.
AAUCACAGAGAGUGCUUGACUCAGACCAGCCUUUCACUUUCUCUCUCUACAUCUACUUCUCUCUCUCUUUUCAUUCACACCACUUUCUCUCUGAAAAAAAAAACCCAAAACUUUUGACCAUUUUUUAAUCAUCUCUCUUACCCAUCAACCGAAGAAACUGAAAGAAAGAGUUGGUAUAGAGAGAGAGAUAUAGAAACAGUACUAACACAGCACUCCUUUUUUCAAGAAUCCAAAAGCUUUUUUGUGAUUCACUCAAAAAGGUAAGCCCUUUAAUUUUCCUGAUACAGAAUGUAUAUUCCCUUAUAUAUCAAGAAUCGUAUAUAUAUGUGUAUGUGUUAUUGUGGAGUAGAAAAAAGAUGAGAAUUUUCAAUUGCAAAGUUAAAUGAAGGUUCAGCUGAAAUGUUGCACUUAAAGGGCAGAGUGGUUUUGUUUUGUUUUGUGUUUUUCUUGCUGUUUGACUCAACAUUUGAGCAGGGUGUUGUCAGUUCUUUAGCUGAGAAAUUUGCUUUGCUUCAACUGAGAUCUUCAUUAGGGUUAAGAGCCAAAGAAUGGCCUAUAAAGGGUAACCCUUGUUUAAACUGGACAAAUAUUGUUUGUAAGAAUGGUAGAGUUACUGAGAUCAACAUAUCUGGUUUUAAGAGAACCAGAGUUGGGAGUCAAAACCCUCAAUUCUCAGUUGAUGCCCUCCAAAAUUUGACCUUUUUGGAAUCUUUUAAUGCCUCCAAUUUUGCACUUCCUGGCUCUAUUCCUCAAUGGUUUGGUCUUAGGCUUGCAUCUCUUAGGAUUCUUGAUCUUAGGUCAUGUUCCAUUAUUGGUCCUAUUCCUUCCACCUUUGGUAAUUUGACUAGACUCUCGAUUCUUGAUCUUUCGAAUAAUAAGCUUGUGAGGUCCAUUCCUACUGAAUUCGGUUCUCUUCAGAAUCUUACUUCGCUUGAUAUGUCCUCAAAUUUCUUGAAUGGAACUAUUCCUCAAGAAAUUGGGAGUUUGCUUCAGUUGAAGUUCUUGAAUCUGUCUGGUAACAUUUUAUCUUCUUCGAUUCCCCCCCAACUCGGUAACCUUUCUAAUCUGGUUGACCUUGACCUCAGCUCCAACAGUUUAACUGGACUGUUGCCUGAUGCUUUGUGGUCAAUGCCUGGGUUGCAAUUCCUAGAUGCCUCUGCGAAUAACUUCACCGGCGUUCUGCCAAAUGUUAGUUCCAUUGUCAAUGCCACCAGCGCAGUGUUUAAUCUUUCUCAGAAUAUGUUUUAUGGAAAUUUGCCGUCUUUAGGCAGAAGCUUCAGUUUUCUAGAUCUAUCAGGAAACUAUUUUCAAGGCAAAGCCCCUGAUUAUGGACAAAGCAAUGUGUCAGUUAAUAGUAAUUGCCUCCAAAAUGUAACAAGUCAAAGGAGUCGGAGUGAGUGUGCAUCUUUCUAUAGCGAGCGGGGCUUGUCGUUUGAUGAUUUUGGACUGCCAAAUGCCACAGAGCCGCCUCUUCCAGCUCCCAAAUCCAGCAAAAAGAGUCACAAAAAUGUAAUCAUAUUGGCGGCCGUUCUAGGGGGUGUUGGAUUAAUUGCACUUGUCCUUAUCUGUCUAGUUCUGCUGUUUGUUUGCACCCGCAAAAGGGCUGCCACGACUCAAAGAGCCACUGAGGUUGGGCCAGGUCCGGCCAGUUCAAGUCCACCGCCGCCCCCUGGAGUAUCAUUGAAUUUUUCAAGUUUAGGAGAUGCAUUUACCUACCAGCAGAUUCUUCAAGCCACAGGUGAGUUCAGUGAUUCAAAUCUUAUGAAGCACGGCCAUUCAGGUGAUCUCUUCCGUGGUACCCUAGAAGGCGGGACACUUAUAGUCGUUAAAAGAAUUGAUGUGCGCUCCGCAAAAAAGGAAUCAUAUUUGUCAGAAUUGGACUUCUUCAGCAAAGUUUCUCACUCUAGAUUAGUUCCUUUUAUGGGACAUUGUUUGGAGAAUGAGAAUGAGAAGUUUCUGGUCUACAAAUAUAUGCCAAAUGGAGAUCUAUCCAGUUCUUUAUUUAGAAAAAACAAUUCGGAUGAUGAUAGUUUGCAGUCAUUGGAUUGGAUAACAAGACUGAAAAUUGCUAUUGGAACUGCUGAGGGCUUGUCUUAUCUACAUCAUGAAUGUAACCCGCCUCUAGUGCACAGAGAUGUCCAAGCAAGCAGCGUACUUCUUGAUGAUAAGUUUGAAGUGCGGUUAGGGAGUCUAAAUGAGGUCUGUGCACAAGAAGGAGACACCCAUCAGAACAGAAUUUCCAGGCUGUUCAGGCUGCCACAGACAUCAGAACAAGGUGCAUCAGGUACAGCUAGUGCCACUUGUGCGUAUGAUGUCUUCUGUUUCGGAAAGGUUUUGCUAGAGUUAGUAACUGGCAAGCUGGGAAUCAGUGCAUCCAACGACGCCAGCAUGAAGGAGUGGUUGGAUGGUACAUUAAAAUACAUUAGUAUAUAUGAUAAAGAACUUGUCACAAACAUAGUGGAUCCUUCCCUAAUCAUAGAUGAAGAUUUAUUAGAGGAAGUAUGGGCGAUGGCUAUUGUUGCGAGAUCGUGCCUCAACCCCAAGCCUUCAAGAAGACCGUUAAUGAGAUAUAUCCUUAAAGCUUUGGAAAAUCCUUUGAAGGUAGUUAGGGAAGAACACACCAGCUCAGCAAGACUUAGAGCCACUUCAUCGAGAAGUUCGUGGAACGCUGCGCUGUUUGGCAGCUGGCGUAGCUCCUCAGAUGUAGCGGCUGUACCUGCAAUCCCAGCAUCUAAGUUGGAAGGAACAAGUAGUUUGAAGCAAUCGGGAACGACAGGUUCUCAAGGAAGUGGUCAUAAUGGGGAUAAUGGUCACUCUUCAUCAACUAGACGACAGUCGAAAGAGAUUUUCCCUGAGCCAUUGGAGGAGCAGGAUGUAGAGAGACCACAUGAGGAGUAGAAGAGAAGUGAUUGUGAUUUAUUCUUUGUUAAUAAUGCAGCGCGGUGGUCUGCAUUCGGGUGCCUUGCCCUGUACAUUCUCCGUUUUCGGAAGCCAUUGUUUUUGUUACAUUGGGUAAUGGAAGUUGGCAAGAGAGCCUUGUUCAAAGGAAACUUUGAAAAUGGAGAUAUUGGGUUGUUAACCUGGGACAUCAACAUCAAAUUGUUUAUUGGGGUUUUGGGAUUUUAAAGUUUUUCCUUUUUUUUUUGUAUUUUCUGGGGAUAGAGUUGGGACAACAGGAAUUAGCAAGUGGUGGUUCAUUUUCUUGAUUGUUUUGGGGGCUUAUGUUUCGUUCCAAUUCUUUUCUUAUAAUUCUUACUCUUUUACUAAUCUCUCCAUGGAAUGUAAAUUAUACAGAAUCUUUCAUUUUCCAAAUGGAGGAGAGAAAAAAAAAAAAAAAAGCAUUUCAUUGGUCUU